Neltuma alba is the source of this 1272-nucleotide messenger RNA. RefSeq lists its product as uncharacterized. Lineage: Eukaryota; Viridiplantae; Streptophyta; Magnoliopsida; Fabales; Fabaceae. The transcript has 4 exons. The coding region runs from base 1 to 1272 and encodes 423 amino acids. The record is from RefSeq and is a predicted model, not a curated record.
AUGCAGGUUCUCUGGAACGGUAAGGCCGCGACCCCCUUUCAUCCGCAGAGGGGAAUCCGCCAAGGCGACCCUUUGUCCCCGUGUAUUUUUGUUCUUUGCAUGGAGAGACUAUCCCAAGCAAUUAACUCAGAAGUGGAGGAACUCAGAUGCUCCACAGAGACAUCACAAGCCGCUUUGAUCCACAAGCUACUCACCGACUUUUGUGCUGCGUCAGGACACAUAGUCAGUGCUGCCAAAACCAGAGUUCAUUUCUCCCGAAACACAAGCCAUCAUGAAGCACGGAGGAUAUGUGACCAACUGGGUUACCAAAAAACUGAAAAUCUUGGGAGGUACCUGGGUGUACCUCUGCUCCAUAAAAGGAUCACAAAGGAUACCUACAGAUACAUUGAAGAUAGCAUCAACAAGAAAUUAUCGGGUUGGAAGGCUAAAUCCCUAUCUCUAGCGGGACGAAUCACCCUAGCACAGUCAGUGCUCUCAACCAUUCCGUUUUUUGCCAUGCAAACAACCAAACUGCCAGCUGCUACAUGCCACAGGAUAGAAACACUUAUACGAAAUUUUAUCUGGGGGGAUAGUGAAAGCCACAAAAGCAUCCACCUGGUAAACUGGAGCACGCUAUGCCAACCCAAAAACCGUGGAGGAUGUGGUUUAAAAAAACUUGAAGGCCAAAACAAGGCUUUUAUUAUGAAGCUUGCUUAUACUCUGAAAACCCAAGGGGACCGAUUAUGGGUGCAGGUCCUACAAGCCAAGUACAUAUGGGAUAAAAUAGUUGAACGACCUGCUAAUGCAAAGCACAUCUCCCACCUCUGGCGAAGUCUUUAUUGCGUGUGGGACGAGUUAGACCUGGGCAUCAAGUGGAAGGACGAGGACCUUAGAAAGCCAAUCUCUAUGUUCGUGGAUGGAGAAGGACACUGGCGAGAAACUGCCUUUAAGCAUCUCUUGCCUCCUAAUACUGUAUCUGAAAUCAGAAAAAUCAACCCUCCCAAGCCAUUUGAUCCCCCGGCUGUUUGGAAGUGGCACCUCAAUGGUAGCAGAGGGUUCUCGGUUAAGUCUGCUUACAACCUGAUCCAAAGCCCUGUUUGGAAUGACGAGAAUAGGAACAUCAAAACUCAUUCCAACCAUCAGCUACAUCAGAGGUCUUGGAAUCUCUCCUGGUCCCUCUCCCCAGUUCCCUCCUGCGCCACCAGAACUACACACUACAACACUUUGAUUUUAUGGGUCUGUGCAUCUGAGAUAUUUACUCACACGCCACUUGUUUCACUUGACAGUAGAUAA